ACUUUCUAAUUAGGUUGUAAUUAGUAAACCUUUAUCAUCUUCUUACCAUUUAUGAGUAGAAGAAGAUAAAGAACAUUACUCACUUUGGUAAUAAAGAGAGAAUUAUCAGUAACACGCAAAAGGAUAUUAACAUGGAGAAUCUUCCUCCUGGUUUUAGGUUCCAUCCAUCUGAUGAAGAGCUCAUUACUUAUUAUCUGACUCGAAAAGUGUCCGAUUUUCGUUUCGUUUCGACUGUUAUUGCUGAUGUUGAUCUAAAUAAAUGCGAACCUUGGGACCUGCCAGCCAAAGCUGUCAUGGGAGAGAAAGAGUGGUACUUCUUUAGCUUGAGAGACCGGAAGUAUCCGACAGGUCUUCGAACAAAUCGAGCUACAGAUUCAGGAUACUGGAAAACAACAGGGAAAGACAAGGAGAUAUACCAUUCUGGUGUGCUAGUUGGAUUGAAGAAAACUCUAGUCUUCUACAUGGGUCGAGCACCUAAAGGAGAGAAAAGCAACUGGGUCAUGCAUGAAUAUAGACUUGAAACCAAAUUUACUUUCAAGCCUACCAAGGAUGAAUGGGUAGUUUGCAGGGUUUUCAAGAAGUGUUCCACAGGAAAAAGACCACUACAAACGUCAUCACCAAUGCACCAUUCACCUGACUCACCUUGUCUUGAUAAUACCGAUACGUUUGUAAAUGAAUUCGGAGAUAUGGAGUAUUCACAGCUGAAUAAUUGUCUGACUAGUUCCGCGGUCAGUUUUAACGCUACUUCCCUGAUAUCUAAUAACAACAACUUUGAUAACAACAAUGCUGAUACGAACAUGAAUUGGGUCUCAGCACGGCCGCUGGAACAGAACACAAACCCUCUUCCGUCACCGUUGCUGAAUUGGCCUUCAAGUCUCCUGACAAUGAACCCUGCUAACUACUCUAUGAACUCAAUGAUUUUGAGUGCACUGCAACUGGGAGCUGCCGCUACUUAUCAAGCACGAGAAGCUAUGCCGACAUCCACCGCUAAUAUAAACAAUUUGUUAGCGCAACAAGGCGGGGAUAUUCAUCCCUUUGUUGGGUCUAAUUACAGCCCAAAUAUCCCUUCAUCUUCUGCCUCGUCUACAAAGUUAGUCAUGGAUUCUCAGCAACAGUCAUUCAACAUUGAUUCUAUCUGGUAAUCUGCGUUGAAUUACUUAACUUGACGACAAGUAGCUCAUGAGCUAACAUAUAUAUAUAUAUAUAGUACAAAGUUUAUCCUCCGUACAGAUGAAAUAUCUAUAUCUAGUAUAACAAAAUGUACUUAGCUAAUUCAGUCUUUAUCUGUAGUAAUUACUAAGUUUCAUGUAUGUUCCCUGUGUCGAGAAAGUAAGUAAGUUUAAGUUUUUGAAGUUUUCUGUAAAAUAAGCACAUAAACUCAACAAAGGUUAAACCUUGUUGGCAUAGGGCAGUGUAGCAAUGUUACUGAAUUAUGCACGGUUUUGUUC
Molecule: messenger RNA, 1448 nt
Organism: Papaver somniferum (opium poppy)
Lineage: Eukaryota; Viridiplantae; Streptophyta; Magnoliopsida; Ranunculales; Papaveraceae
Product: NAC domain-containing protein 59-like
Exons: 3
Coding region: 132-1142 (336 amino acids)
Biological process (GO): regulation of DNA-templated transcription
Molecular function (GO): DNA binding
Source: RefSeq, a predicted model, not a curated record